Ceratina calcarata is the source of this 3142-nucleotide messenger RNA. RefSeq names its product ionotropic receptor 75a-like. The coding region runs from base 22 to 1962 and encodes 646 amino acids. The record is from RefSeq and is a predicted model, not a curated record. Lineage: Eukaryota; Metazoa; Arthropoda; Insecta; Hymenoptera; Apidae. The transcript has 10 exons.
UUCGGGCGAUAACUCUGUACAAUGAAUCGCGUGUGUUUCUUGCUCUUGUUAACGAUGCAGUUACCAACUACGUUUUGCGUUAAUGAAAAUCACAUAAUCCGCGAUUAUUUCGCGUUCAGAAAAGUACAAAGGAUUAUGGCAUUCUCUUGUAACACUGCAGACAAUGAUUUUAUACUUGCGAGAACGUUUAGUGAUAUGUACGUUGCGUAUAUUUCGAUGUUGAACUCCACGAAUGAUUCGCGUUUAAAUAUUGGGAAAAUUUUGAGAGCAGAAUACCACCCAUUGGGCGUUUUCUUGGACGUUCGUUGCGAUCGUAAGCGAUAUACGACAGUCCUCGCAAGCGCAGCAAAAUAUUCUAUGUACGACGAGAUGCACAAGUGGUUGAUCUUGGUUUCAAAUCUGAGCUACGUAUUGGAAAUAUUGAACGACGAUGCGUUUACUCUCUCAACUGACGUUGUAAUCGCUGUGCCGUCCAAGAGUAAUUACGCUUUGUACGAUGUAUACAAUCCGUGUAAGGAUCGAGGUGGAUCGAUGAAUGUAACGUACUUUGGAAUUUGGGAUGCUAAGACCGGAUUGAACAUUAUCCUAAAUCAAUCAAAAUUCGAGAGGAGAUUAAAUUUACACGGGAUGAAACUGAAAGUUGGCGUUGUAAUCAGUUUAUCUGAAAACAUGUCGUUACAUGAUACGAUGCAAGAAUAUAAUAUGAAAUCAAAGUAUGGCCGGUCGAAAUAUUUAUACGUACUCUUACAACACUUGGCUGACAUGUUCAAUUUCACCAUAGACAUUACGCAAAUAAACGCGCAAAGGAGAUUCGACAAUUCUGGUCCCGUUUUCGCUGCUUUUAGAAGGAAGCAGAUAGAUCUCUCGACAAGUCCGGCUACGAUGAAAAUCGAGAGAUUGAAUAACGGAGACAUAAUAGCUCCUGUCUGGCCAAUACGAUCGUGUUUCAUGUUUCGCACGAUAUCAUCGACUACCAUAAAACCAAGUCAGUUUUUACAACCAUUGUCGAGAAAAGUCUGGUACGUGAUACUCGCUAUGAUAGCAAUCGUAACAGCGAUUUUAAUUAUAUUUCUACGACUGGAAAACAUUCGCAAUCCCGCUGAAAUUUACGGUCUCUCCGUUCUGCUCACAGUAGGCGCCUUAUCGCAACAAGGUUCUGCGUUUGUCCCAUCUCGUUGCGCAAGUCGCAUCGCGUUUCUACAAAUUUUGCUUUGCAGCAUAGUAAUUUUGAAUUAUUACUCAGCCAGUGUAGUAUCGAAUCGUUUGAAAAACAAGGCCGAGAAAAUGAACGAUUCGUUGAUUAGCUUGGCUCAUAGUAACAUGAAACUUGCAGUGGAACCCACACCCUACAUCCGUUCCUUUCUUCAGGUCCCGGAUAAAGAAGUGAGAUAUUUCUACGACCAUCGUUGGUCGAAAAUACCGGAAUCGCAGAAAUAUCUACCACUGGAAGAAGGAUUUAACCGCGUGGCCGAGGGACAUUUGGCUUAUCACUCGAUGAUCGAUUCCGCUUAUCCGUACAUCGAGCAUUCAUUCAAUUACCGAAGUAUUUGCGAACUCACGGAGGUUCACUUGUUCCGUGGCAUUCUGGCAUUCUACGCGAGACACAGAAGUCCUUUCACUGAACUGAUGAAAGUAGGUAUGAUUAAAAUUCGUGACGUUGGCAUUCAAAACCGCGAACUGAAGCGAUGGGCGGCUAGAAGACCCUUUUGUCCAAGCAACUUGCUUAUCGCCGAACCCUUAUCGAUUCACGAAGCUGCACCUGUCUUUAUAUUCUUAUGCAUGUCUGUGAUCCUGUCGAUUCUCAUUUGCAUAAUUGAGAAUAUUAUAUUUUACUUCUUUUCGGCAAGAAAUUUCAGUCCAAUGACGAAAACGAGUCGGUUCAUCGAUACGACACUACAUCUACCAUCACUACGAGAUGUGAAUUUGCAGGAUUUGAAAAUUUUCAACGUUCUACGCGAAUGAACAUAAUUUCAAAUUUCCGAACACUUCAAUAUUAUAUUAAAGGGUAAACGCAAUAGUGAUGUAAGUCACUUUUCGACCCAAUUGUGAUUGCAUUAUUUUAAUCAAUUACAAAUGGUGAUACGUUAAAAGAAACGUUGAAGUAACUUCUAACUCAUCUCCCUACUUGCUUUCAUUUUCUGCUCUCCAAAGUUAACUAAAGAUCCAUUAGCUACGCAAAGAUCACUUAGAACCACUGCUAAUCGAAGCAAGAGGAUAUAUUAUCAUUACCAUUCAUUGUAGUAAGUCACUCUUAUCAGCGUUUUUAAUUACAGUCAAUUAUUAUUGUCUGCUUUAAGAAUUUAUUAUAGCACCUGCAGUAAAAUGUUUAUUUCUCAAAAUUAGCUUUAAUAGACUUACAUCACUAUAACUUUACCCUUUUAUAACAUAAUCGUUAGAAAUUUGAUUUGACAAUCACCUGGUUGCACCAAUUAGAUUAAUUAAUUAUCCUCGGUAUUUUGCACGCGCAUCACCCUGAAUUAAAUGCGAUGAACUCUGGCCAAUGAUUUGUCAUGCUGUGAGCUCUCAAAAAUAAAAUACUGCUGUCUCUCGCGCUGGUCGGGUUAAUUAGUGAUAUUGACUACUGAUUUCCAGAGAAUCGUCAGCCCGUUCGCGAUUAUUUUCAAUCGCGUAAUUAAUUUUUCCACCUAUACCAAUACUGUUAAUAAUUGAUCGCGAAGUUUACAUUUCAGGGAAGCUUGGAAAAUUAAUAAAAUGAGAGAAAGAUCGACAGUAAUAAUACAAUAAAUGCGUAACGUUUGGAGUAUUCGUAUAUCGUAAACUUCCUUGCGAAAAUGUCGUGCCGGAAGCGACAUAUUUCGAAUGAAUAAUUAAUCGAACCCCUCCGAAACCUUCUCGUGACUCGGGCAAUUUGUCAAAUUGCUCCAAUUCGUUUGACGUUUGCCUGUCGCUCGUGUCGGAAUACGAAAUUUGAUGCUUCUUGCAUUCGAUGCAUGAGGAAUUGAAUAAAACAUAUUUAAUAUAAUGGAAGGGAACAGCGUGACCAGAGUUCGAUUUGAUUGUAGAAAACAUUUAUCGCAAAUCGACACCAGCAUAGAAUAGGGACCGAGUUCAACCGGAUGCUGAUCGAUUAAGUUAUUUUUAAAAACGUGUAAUUCGUGAAUAAAUUUAUGGUUUUCACUUA